CGCAGCUCGUCUUUAUGUUUCUGUUUUCUUUUCUUUAGCUCCCGAACCUAUGGCCAUUCUGUAUCCCCUAUUCAAAGCAGCUCUAACAGUUGUAACAGCGCUUUCUUUUUUAAAUGCUGCUGUUGUUGGUUCCCACCUCAGUAUAUACAACGAACUCGGCGCACCAACAUUUCGAUCACCAAGGAAUGUUUUGUUUGCUGUAGUUGCUGGAGGGUCGAGUCAUACAUCGUGGGUGGCACAAAUCUUGAACGAGCUAUCUAAGCGUGGGCACAGUAUUACUUUUGCAUCAACAGGCAGUCACCUUAGGUUUUUCAAGCCAUACCCACAAAUGAAAGGUGUGUCAUUCGGCAACGAGACAGUUGACUACAGGCUAGGCCAACAUGUUAUCAGAGAGCCUAGAACGUGGGAUGGCCUCCGAAGCGAUUUUAAGCUUGAUACAGAUGUUUACGAACCAAUAUAUAAUGAUAUGAAAAACGUCAUCUCAAACCAGCAAUUUGACGUUGUCAUCAGUGACUUUUUUUGUCCCGCUUGUAUCGAUGCAGCGUAUGCAGCUAAUAUACCUACUAUCCUCACUGUACUAUUUAAUCCGGUCUCAGCUAGUAGCGAGUCUACUACAGACCGUAUUUCUCUUUGGUUACGGUUCUACAAAAAGUUUUUCUACCCUGUCCAAUUAUACUGGAACUUGGCUACAGAGCUGGAAAAAUUUGAGCAGCAACGACAAAAGUGUAUUGGAUUCGUGCCCGAGGAUAAUACACGCCACUCACUCGUAAUCAUAAACAACCUCUACGGGAUUGAGGAAGCACGACCGAUGGAACCGCUGUCCGAAAUGAUCGGUCCGAUAUACAAUGGCGCCUAUGAUCCGUUGCCGCCUGCCAUUCAGAAAUUUCUUGAGAACCAUGAACGCGUCGUAUUUGGUGCCUUUGGACAGCAUGCAGCGAUGACACGCGACGAAGCGGUGCGUGUGCUAGUCGGCCUGUUGAACGCGUUGGAAACUGGAUUAAUCGAUGGUUUUAUGUGGGUGCCUGGAAGAUCUAUCGAUGGUAAUGCAAGAACACUAUUUCCAAAUACGGUCACGACAGCAUCUGGACAAGAGUAUCGCGUCGAAGAUCUCUACAGAGACCAUCCACACGCUCGACUGAGCAGCUGGGCGCCUCAAUUUGCAAUUCUUCAGCAUCCAUCAGUCAUUACUUUUCUUUCUCAUGGCGGUGGGACAUCUCUAUUCGAAGUGUCGUACGCAGGCAAGCGCGCAGUUAUCAUUCCGUUUUUUGGUGACCAGCUUGCAAAUGCAGUUAGGCUUGACCGUGCGCAAGUGGCAGUGCAUUUGGAUAUAAGCAAGCUUGACGAUAUUCUCGAAGCACUGCGUCGUGUAAUACAAGACAAGGAUGGUGUCCUUCAAAGUAACGUCAAGCGAUACCAAGCAUUGAUGCAGAUUCGUGCACAGCAUGCGGUCGCCCGAGGAGCAGAUUUGGUGGAGGAAGUUAUAUUCGCCACCAAGGACGGGAUUCUGCCACAUCGUCAGGAUGUCGCUAAAAAGAUGUCUUUUUUGAAGGCAAAUAAUUAUGAUUUGUAUUUAUGUUUAGCUGCUAUUGUGAUGGGACUGGGAUGGGCUAUCCGCUUUGCACAUCAUAGCUGGAAGGUGUAUUAUCAGAAAAUUACACAAGAAAAGAAACUUAAACAGAACUGAUAGAUGGCUGAGUACGCCUAUGUAUAUGUAGCCUCAAUAAAGAACAUAUAAGUUUAAGCACUCG
This is a messenger RNA of Zychaea mexicana, 1748 nucleotides long. RefSeq lists its product as uncharacterized. The coding region runs from base 50 to 1684 and encodes 544 amino acids. Gene Ontology annotation, molecular function: UDP-glycosyltransferase activity. The record is from RefSeq and is a predicted model, not a curated record. NCBI's taxonomy places the organism in Eukaryota, Fungi, Mucoromycota, Mucoromycetes, Mucorales, Lichtheimiaceae. The transcript has 4 exons.